AUGUCCGGCGCAAACAGUUGGCUGCAGAGGCAGCGAAAGACUGAUUUGACUGAGCUUGCCCAGUACACAGGUCUCAGGAAUUACGAAUCGUUAAAGAAAACCGAGCUCGAACUUGCCCUCGACGAGUAUUUGGCCGAGAACUCGUCUACCUUCUCGUCCGACCCUAAACUCGCCAACUACUUCUCCAGCCGCGCCCGAACUACCGGGUCCCCAGUCAAGAGGGAUGCUCCCGAGGGCGCCGUAGAGAGGCUAAAGGUUGCUAGACGACGAGUAACCAAGGCUGCCGAGGAGAUUCUUGCUCCAGAGUCUGAUGAUGAUGAGCCUACAAACACCGCCACCGCUCUCGCGCAUACCCCCGGGCGUGCUCUCUCUCUUGCAAGCCGCAUCCCGCUUCCUGCCACUCCCGCAGAUGUUGCCGAAGCCGUCGACCGCUCUACCGUCGCUGUCAGGACGCACGUCGUGGCUCUAUACAAGGAGUCGGGAAUCACGGAGGCCACCCAAGCAACGCGUGAAAGUUUGUCAACCGUGGCCUCGGUGCUCUUCGUUAUAUCCGCGUUUGAGCUCUAUUUCUUGCGUCCCGAAAUACUAGCCGACCGAUAUGCGUUCACCGUUCCCGCCAUCACCUUUCUCGGCACGAGGGACUUCCCAGUCUUCGUCCCUGAUAUGUUCCUGCUCUUGACCUCGUCCUUCUGGUCUCCUGCACUUCUCUGGGGUUUCACGAGCGCUGUCCUGCCUAGCAUUGCCGGCUACUUUUUCAAUUUGACUAUCAACUCCAACCACGGUCGUCCGGGUCGCCGCUCGCACGCGUUGGACUCGGUUGUAGACCCAUUGACCUUUAGCAUCGCCAAGGCUUUGAUCUCUUAUGUGGUCUACGGCCAAGGCAUUACAUUUGGUGGCUGGAUAGACGAGACGUCGAUUGCUCGCAUCAACACGGCCAUAUAUGGCGGCUAUAGGGGUAUCCUGACCGGUACUGCCAUCACCGGCGUCUUGAGCGUCUACGACGCGGUCCUUAGGAAGUAA
This is a messenger RNA of Daldinia decipiens, 1020 nucleotides long. RefSeq lists its product as uncharacterized. NCBI's taxonomy places the organism in Eukaryota, Fungi, Ascomycota, Sordariomycetes, Xylariales, Hypoxylaceae. The transcript has 3 exons. Gene Ontology annotation, cellular component: membrane. The record is from RefSeq and is a predicted model, not a curated record. The coding region runs from base 1 to 1020 and encodes 339 amino acids.